Molecule: messenger RNA, 6883 nt
Organism: Sphaeramia orbicularis (orbiculate cardinalfish)
Lineage: Eukaryota; Metazoa; Chordata; Actinopteri; Kurtiformes; Apogonidae
Gene: fancm
Product: FA complementation group M
Biological process (GO): double-strand break repair via synthesis-dependent strand annealing; interstrand cross-link repair
Molecular function (GO): nuclease activity; four-way junction DNA binding; 3'-5' DNA helicase activity
Source: RefSeq, a predicted model, not a curated record
CAAAGUGUUAAAUGGUGUCAUUACCUAGUUACGUAUGUAGAUAGAUUUUAUUUUGAAAAACCCGCUACAGGAAGUGUCCGUGUGUUUGUGUACUUAGUUUUGAAAUGCUGCUGCUCUUCACAUGGCACUUUUUAGCUACUAUAUUUACUUAAAAUACUAAGAAUGAGUAAUGUUCCAAAUCAGAGGACUUUGUUUCAGACUUGGGGCGUGUCUACGUCUCAAAGCAAAGUUGUUCAACCGAAAAAAGAUGGCAAAAAAGCUGCUGGACGGCGCAGAACCACCCCAAGCAACACCACACAGGUAACAACUGCUACACAACCAAGAACCCCCCUUUGGGCUGAAAUAGGGCAGGGGUCCUCAUACACAUCAGAGGUCCCAGAUAGGACAGAGGAGCCUAUACUUGCUUUUGAGGAUGAUGAGGACGAUGAUGAUCUGAUGGUGGUUGCUGUCUAUGAAGCAGAAAGGACCCUCCAACUUGAUAAUGGAACCUGUUUUCAGCAAGACAGUACUAUUGGAGUAGGGAGCACUGCCCUGUCCCCCAUCCUGUCUGGGGGACAGAGCUACCCAGACUUCCCUGGUUUUGACAGCUCUUCAGCUAAGGUAUGGAUCUACCCAGUUAACUAUCCCAUCAGGGAGUACCAGCUGAAGAUGUCAGAGGCUGCCCUGUUUCAGAACACUCUGGUAUGUCUUCCCACUGGCCUGGGAAAGACAUUUAUAGCUUCUGUGGUUAUGUACAACUUCUACCGCUGGUAUCCAUCUGGAAAGAUUGUUUUCAUGGCUCCCACAAAACCCCUGGUGGCACAACAGAUCGAAGCCUGUUAUAAAGUGAUGGGGAUCCCGCAGGCACACAUGGCUGAGUUGACAGGCAGCACAGCAGCAAAGCAGAGGCAGGAGGUGUGGAACCAACGUGUUUUCUUCCUCACGCCUCAGGUCAUGGUGAAUGAUCUGUCCAGAGACACAUGCCCGGCACAGCAGGUCAAAUGUGUGGUGAUUGAUGAAGCCCACAAAGCCCUGGGCAACCAUGCCUAUUGUCAGGUGAUCAGACAAAUGUGCAGCCAGAAUAAGCAGUUCCGCAUCCUGGCUCUUAGUGCCACUCCAGGAGGAGACACAAGGUCCGUACAGUCUGUCAUCUCCAACUUACUCAUUUCUCACAUUGAGCUGCGUUCUGAGGAGAGCCCGGACAUCCAGGCCCAUUCCCACCAACGCAGUGUGGAAAAGGUGGUUGUUCCUCUGGGAGAGGUUUUAGCUGCUUACCAGGCACGCUACUUACAGGUGCUGGAGAAAUUCAUGUCUCGUCUUGCCCAGAACCGGGUGAUGGCACACAAGGAUCUACGGACCCUCUCCAAGUACCAGCUCAUCCUCGCCAGGGAUCAGUUCCGCAAAAACCCACCGCCGUACCUCAAGGGUCCACAGCAGGGAAUGCUGGAGGGCGAUUUUGCCCUUUGCAUCAGCCUGUACCACGGCUACGAGCUACUGAUGCAAAUGGGCCUCAGAUCGCUCUUCUUCUACAUCCAAGGAAUCAUGGAUGGAUCCAGAGAAAUGUCUAGAGCCAGGAAUGAACUGCAGAGGACUCCCACCUUCAUGGACCUGUGCCAGGAGAUGGAAGCCAUGUUUGUCAAGCCAUCUGCCGGUCCAGAUGAGCCAUUUAUUUACAGUCACCCAAAGCUGGAGAAACUGGAGGAUGUGGUGGUUCAACACUUCAGACAGUGGGCUAAGGGCUCAUCAGCCAGUGCUUCAGGUCCUGCUGCUGCAAACAGACCUGAUGAAGUCAGCACACGCGUGAUGAUCUUCUCCUCAUUCCGCGAGAGCGUACAGGAAAUCGCAGCCAUGUUGAACCGCCACGUACCGCUGAUAAGGGUCAUGACCUUUAUGGGCCAAGCAUCAGCGGGGAAAGGGGUCAAAGGGUUCACGCAAAAGGAACAGCUGGAGGUGGUGCAUAGGUUCCGACAGGGAGGCUUUAACACCCUGGUGUCGACCUGCGUGGGAGAGGAGGGACUGGAUAUCGGGGAAGUGGAUCUAAUUGUUUGCUUCGAUGCGCAGAAGAAUCCCAUCCGCCUGGUGCAGCGAAUGGGACGAACCGGACGCAAGCGGCAGGGACGCAUUGUCGUCAUCUUGGCAGAGGGUCGUGAGGAGAGGACCUACAACCAAAGUCAGAGCAACAAACGAAGUGUGUAUAAAUCUAUCACCAGCAACAAAAAUGGCUUCCACAUGUACCCCAACAGUCCUCGCAUGCUCCCUGAGGGGGUGAACCCCACCCUGCAUAAGAUGCACAUUACUUGCGGUCAGUUUGACCACCGGGAAACCAGCAGACGGUCUGUCAGAGGUCGACGGUCCACCUCAGAGGGACGCACCUCGCUCAUCCACCCUCAGAAUAUGAUUCGUCAGGGUAGUACGUCGGAUGGCUUCUUGAGCAGUGCAGAAUAUUCCAUGUGGGCUUCCACCAUGAAACUGAGAGAAGAUGAAACUCAUCCAACCCUGAAGCAAUCACACUUCAUGUCCCUACCCAGUGAUCUGCCACCACAGGAUGAAGUCUCCAGAGGCGGACCACCGUCCAGAGAGCUGUCUCUGUGGGAGUGGAGACACUGGCAACACAAACCACUUCCUACCCAUGAGGCUGACCAUUCCCUUCGCUGCCACCACUUUGUUAAAGUGAUGGAGCUUAUUGACCACAUGAAAGAGGAAAAUGAGGGGGAAUGCAGUUACGAAGAGGAGCUUCUGCCUUACCUUCACGAAGCUGACAACAGUGUCAAAAAUAAUGGACAGAAGAGACAGAAGCGAACAAAGAUCGGCAACAAAACAUCCAACAGCAAACACUCUCGGCCGCCUUUGCCUGAUCUGGACUUUAUUGAUGAGGAACCAGAAAGGGACGCAGGUUUACUUCCGGUGUUGAGACACCAGACGUCUUCGGUUGAGACUGAGGAACCGCAUGACAACAUCAUAAACCGAUCAAACCUAAAAACAGUUUGUCCCUCAAACGAUGACGAGUAUGACGACUGUGUCUUUGUUGCGGAGGAAAAAGCUCCUGCAAAAUCGAAGCAUUUACUGAACGAGCCGGUGACUGUAGAUCACAUUUCACAGUUGAUCACCAAAGUUGACAACAGUGACCCCGACCUAGAGGAAAAUGUGGAACUCCAGGCCAUGUUCUACCUUCCUAAGUGGGAAUCUACUCCUACCUCCUGUGGUAAAAUCCUCUCAGGGAAACCCAGAAACAAGAGUCUAGAGCUCAUCCUGGCCAACGUCGGUGAACUCUUGUCCCGAUCGCCACCAUCACUCCUGACUGAAGAUUUACAUUUAGAAGAGGAAACGCAAGAAAUAAUGGCUUCUCCAUCACCUCCUUCAACUCCUCAGCCAAUGGAAGGACCUAAUCAGCCGUUCCAGGUCAGUUUUACCCUGGAUGUGGAUGACGACGACGAAAAUGAUGAAGGGGUGAUAAAUGACACCGAGGUGUACAAUUUGAAGGCCAACUCAAACUCAAAGAUGGCUUCUCCAGAUAAAGAGAACAGCAAAAUGAGCAACGAGCAGCAGCAGAUCGAUCCCGACUCACCAGCUGUCAACAGUCCGACCUGGGACGAGGUUUUCGGAGAUGAAGAACCAAACAACAACGAGGCACACGCUGAAAUCUUAAAGAAAAAUGAGGAAAUAAAAAAUAAGAUUGAUAGCGUGUAUGUUAGAAAAGACAACCAGGUUGAGAGGAAUGAAGAAGAGUCCGACUGUGGUGUUAACAACGAUAGGAAGUCUGCAUUUGAGCCUGAAACGGAUGAAAGCAUGGAUCUGUUCGGAGACGACGAAGCCUUCCUGCAGAUGACCAUCCCAGACAUCCCCACUCCAGAAGACUCUGUCGCAAACGUAACAAGUGCAGAGGAUGUUGUUAAUAGUGCCACAAAGUUGCCUAGCAAACCACAUAGCACUACAGACUUAGCCGAAAGUGUAAGAUUAACAGAUACGCACAUCAUAAAUGUGCAUGCCGAAGUGAUAACUCCAGAAAAAAACGCUCAUAACACUCCUGCAAGUAAUCAUGUAACAGACAAAUCAAUGACAGACAAGGGUUUUACAGGUGAAUCUCCCACAGUGGAACAACAAACGGAGUCAAUUGACAGCUCCCGUGACUUCUUUUCCGUCAACUUUGACCUCGGAUUUUGCCUGGACGACUCAGAGGAGGAAGCAGAAGCAGAGGCCAGUCCUGGACCACGUGUCCUAAUGUCUCCUUGUAACAGCUCUUCCAGGCCUCCGCAGUCCAGUGAAUAUAAACUGUCUACACCGCAAGGACUGUCAGAAAACAAACAGAGAAAAACGUCCUCUCUUUUCACUUCGCCUUUGAUAUCUAAAGGACUCCCAUCUCCAAUCGUAUCACCCGGAGCCAGGCGGACUCCUCGCAAACCGUCACUGUCAGGCUUCAAACAAAGGCGAUCGGGCGCGGACGACGACCCACGGCAGGAAUACGUUCAUGUGUCCGACUCCUCUCCUCCUCAUCCAGUGAACAGUGACAGCGAGGAUGAAGUUGUGGUCCGUAAAAGAAAACAUCCAAACAAGAUCAACCCUUUGUCGUCUCCUGAAUUGACGAAGAUCACCAGUGACGUGGACUCUCCAGUGGUAAUGAACAGGAAACGUGUAACUGCACUCGACACUUCUAAUGAAACGGAGGACAACGCUGUUUCUGAUGAUGAUUUCCAGAAUGAGUCUGUGCUCAUACGCAGACCCAUAACGGCUGAGAAGCAUCGAGUCCAACAGGCCAAUGCCAAGCGCUCUGCGAUUCGAAGAAGACAUCAGUUCCUGGACGAGGAAGCAGAGCUGUUGGACGACGAUGACGCAGCAGAUGUUUCAUCCGAUGAAGAGGACGGGGAGGAUCAGAACCAGUCUCUGGAAGGCUUUGUGGUCGAUAACUCACAUUUUUCCCAGGGGUUGAAUGACUCGGAAAUGCAAGGGAUUUACCUGAAGUCAGUGAGAAGUCCUGCAGUCCGUGGCAAGUUUAAAAUGUCCCACCGAAACCAUCAUAACAUGGACAUAUUCUCCCAGGUUCCUGAGGUGGAUGAGACCUAUGCAGAGGACAGCUUUGUGGUGGGCAGUGAUGAAGAGGAGCUGGAGAACAGUGAGGAAGAUGAUAAUGAGGAAGAAGAAGGAGUUGAACUCCUGCCUGAAGAGUCCUACGUGGACGGCAGGAGGCAGUACGCCACCAGGAGGAGGGUUUUCCUGCACAAAGCCAGAGCUGGUGCUGAGACUAAAGCUGAGCGUCCACUCGUACACAGAGGGGGGGUGAAAGCCAAACGGGCCCGGGUCAUACGCGUGGAGGACUCCAGUGACGAGGAGACGGAGCAAGUCAGUGAAGAUGCAAGCGGAACGGCAGGAGGGAGAGGUGUCGCAAAUCUGAGCUCAAAGUCAGCAGAGCAGGAGCAGAAGUCCACCUCCUUCACCUCCUCCACCUCUACUAUCGCAUCCAAGGUGUCGCUGCUGAGUAAAGCACAAAGAGGAGCAGUGAGUGGAGAACAGCAGAACCAGAGGUGUCGCCAGAGGUUAGAACAGCAGCAUCUACUGUCUGAUGAGCUGGACUUCAUGGAGUCAGAGUCACUGUUAUCAUCCAAUCAGACAAAGCAGACUGUCCCUGGCUCCUCCUCCUCCUCCUCUUUGGUCCCUCAGCCUCAGAUGUCCACCAGCCGGUCCCCUGCUCCACCGGGGCCCGUCUACAUCCUGGUGGACAGUCGCUGUCUCAGCGGCGGCGUGGAGCUGAUGACCAGCCUCCGCCAGCGACACUCAGCCUCCGUCCACAUCUGCUCCCUGGACGGAGGCUACUUCAUCGUCAGCAACCGGAUGGCGGUGGAGCGCCACAGCCAGUCAGACUUGGCUUCGAUGCAGAACAGGAAGCGUCUGGUGGACAGAGUGGGCGGUCUGCAGGGACUGUUCGAACGUGUCUGUCUGAUCAUAGAGAAAGACCGAACCAAGCCAGGCGAGGCGUCGCGGCCUUUCCAGCGGACGCGUUACUAUGACAGCACUGUGGCGGCGCUGGUGCGGUCAGGAGUGCGUUUACUAUGGAGCGGCGGCGCUGAAGAGAGCGCCGGUUUACUGGCAGAGCUGGCAAAGCUGGAGCAACGGAAGGCACAAGGAAUCACCGUCCCACUGGAGGUCAAAGGUCAGCACAGGCAACAGGCGCUGCAGCUGUACUUAAGCCUGCCUUCGGUCAACUACGUCCACGCUCUCAACAUGAGCCACAAUUUUGGGUCAGUCGCACAACUCAUAAACAGCUCCAUCGAAGCCAUCCAGAAGGGAGGCUGCAUGAGUCGACCCAGAGCCCAGGAGAUCUACCGCUUCCUGCACUACUCCUCCGACUCAUUCCUCAUGAACGCAUCGAAAGCAAGAAAAAUCAGCUAAAACCACAGGAGAAUUCAACAGCCUGGUGUCUGGUCCUACCGCUCAUCCCUCAUUUUCUUUACUAUCUUUUCUUUUUUUCAUCUCAUUCAUUACAUCUGUCCUGUGGACUUUCUUCUCCCACAUUAUCGGGGCCUAUUUCAUUACUGUUUUCAGUCUCAGAUACCAGGUCAUGAAUGCUCUUAUCUUCACUCAUAUUCCUGUUAAAGAAGAGCCUCAACCCACAGUAAGCUGAUCCAACUCACUGUGAUGAUCACACAUGCUCUUAUUCUGUAAUAUAUGCAAUAUGUGUACUUUUUUGUACUUCUUACUGGUUCAUCUUAAACCUCCUGCACUUAACUCAUCAUACAGUGUUACGUAAAGACAACACUGUGAUUUGAUCAUUAUGAGGAAUCAAUCAACAUUUGAUUGACGCUUGAAUAAUUUAUUUUUUCCGUUAAAAUAAUGGACACCUUGUUUACAAAUGUACUCAUAAAUAUAUCAUAAAAUGUGGCAGAUUUGUUUAAUAAACAAUGCUAUUUUUAUA